AUGGUCCUUCGGGCCAUCGAAUCAAUACGAGACAGCGUUUUGAAUGCUUCGGGGAGUACUCCGAUUCCUAUCGAAGCUCCAACUUCCUUGAAAACGCCGUCAAUCAUUCCGACGGUCGAAUUAGUUCUCGGAACCAUCACUUAUCUGGUUUGCUGGAUUCUUUCUUUCUUUUCUCUUUUUGAGGCUUUAUUUUCCGUUUCGCGCCAAACAGAAAAUUAGGAUGAGAGCUUAAAAGUUCUCUACUGGCUAGUGUUAUUUUUUCCGCCCAUUAUCCAUCUUGAGAGCUUCCCCGAGUGACAACUUAAUCACUCUCGACGACGCCUCCGUUUUUUUGUUUGUUCAAGAAAUGAAGAAAAAAACUGGUUGUUUAGGACAAAAAAAUUUUUAAAAUAAACUACAGCUUUCGUCUGGAAUUAAUGGAAAAAUAAUGACCCAAAUAAACGAAAAGCCAAGUAACGAUGAUGAAUUGGAGACUAUGAUUCCAAAAAAUGCUUCUUCAGGUAAUUAUUGCAAUGACAGUCGUUGGAAACACGCUGGUCGUCGUUGCCGUGUUCAGCUACAGGCCGCUGAAAAAAGUCCAAAACUAUUUCCUGGUGUCUUUAGCCGCCUCAGAUCUAGCUGUGGCAAUAUUUGUGAUGCCUUUACAUGUCGUCAAAUUUCUUGCCGGUGAGUUGAGACUUCAUGAGGCAAGAGAUAAUGGGAAUAUUAUAAGUUAUAGUUUAUAUCUGUAUGUCUUUCUUCAAGUUACCAUUAGACUUUUUAAAUGUAAUAAAAGUUUUAGAACUCAAGAAUCUUGUUAAGGUUCUUGAAGGCCCAUGAAUCUCAAAUAAACGAAGAUAAUAGUGAAAAAUGGUUUAAUUACUUAUUUACAAAGAUGAGUUUACUUUUUCUCAAAAUCACUCAUGCCGAAGUUCUGAGAGAAAUAUUAUUGAAAACAUUUUUAUCCCAUACGGUUUUUUUUUCUCACAGCUAAAAACCACAAGUUUCGUUCACAUUUUCUCCUUCAAAUCCCGUUUUUUGUUCACCUUUUUGAUAAAUUUAAUUUAUUGCCAUUCUUUCGAUAUUUUCUUCCGUUCUCUAUGAAUUAUGCCCUUCUUUGUUCGGAACUUCACCUUCUCUCCUUGUUUUCCUAAAAAGGCUAAAUAGGGAAAUGGCGGAGCUUCCGACAGCUCGCUUUGCGUUGACGACGCCUUGAUUCAACUUGUUUGAGUCACAAUCAAGGCAAUUAGCUCUGGGCGGCGCUCGUCUUCUGCUUCUAUCCUUCGCAUUUUGCUAUUCAAACAAAUUGCUCUUGUAUUUUCCGCGCUGUUGACAAAAUGCGGAACGAACAAUUAGAAGGAGGAGACGAGGCGUCAAGUUUUUCAAGGAGCUUUGGAUGGAAAAAAAUGCUCAAUUGGAAAAAGCAGAAAAAGCAAAAAAAGUGAAGUGGAAAGAUCAUGGAGAAAAAUUAAUUUUUUUGAUAUUAUUUCCCAAAAAAAUUAUUUGGCACAACAAGGAAGUUCGGCAAAAAGUGAAGAAACUAUUCUACAUACAAACUUCUUUUGUAGCUUUUCAUGGAAAUUCUACAUAUUUAUUACUCAUAAAAUGCGUUCAAACGUAGAGAGACGAGAAUAAGAAAAUCUUUGAAAUAAAGGGAAAUAUUUCAAUUUUUUUUUAAUCAUUUGAUGAACUUUUGAAUUAUCUUUUUUUUUCGUUUGGUUUUAGCUUCUUCUCGCGUAUUUUUCAAGAUUGAACAACACUGAGGUCAUUGAGAAUGAUUUGAAAAAUGCAAAUAAAACAUAUUGAAAAAAUACGCCGAAAGCUUUAUAUUAUCAAUUUUCAGAUGGUCGAUGGCUUCUUGGCGUCGCCGUAUGCCAGUUUUUCACGACAGCUGAUAUUCUUCUAUGUACUUCUUCCAUACUUAAUUUAUGUGCAAUUGCCAUGGACAGGUUCAGAAUAGCUGUUAAGACUUGAAUCUCAAUUUUUCCAGGUAUUGGGCAAUUCACGACCCCAUAAACUAUGCGCAGAAAAGAACACCAAAAUUUGUCUGCAUGGUGAUCGUCGUGGUUAGUUUCUGUUCAUUUUUUGACAUGCUUAGAAAGUUUUCAAAGCCAGAAUUUAAUGUUGCGUGCUUGAAUCUAUGGAAAACCUAGCUUUUGAAAGUUAUACAUUUUUGAGGCUUUUAAGAUGAGAAAGAGAUCAUCACAACGGUUGCGAAAAAAGUAACUAAACUAAUUUCUUUGCGAUAUGCAGUUGUUGCAACUAACAAGCCUUUGUGAGAAGCGCAACAUUCGAAAAUUGGGCCCAUCAAAAACGUGAAGGGAGACUUUUUAUGAAGGUUCCUGACGAAACUGAAGGAAUUUUUUUCGAAGGGGCUUUUUCCUGUUGAAAAUGGGUUUUUUCAAGAAUUAAGCUCACUCGUCACGGCUUUUUCUUGAUGGAAAAAAAAAUAAUUCAGCUUUAUGAACUUCGAAAUUUUUGCUUGUUUUUCGAACUUUUCGUUUCUUGGUUCCAAAAACUCAACAAAAUGAUGUGAUAGCGUGCGACGAGGCAAUGGUAGCCAAGCUCUCAAGUAGAUAAAACUGCGAAGCGACACAAUGGAAUCCUAGAAAAAAACGAGAGAACCCUUCAAGACUCUUCAGCGAACUUCGCGUGAAAGGAUGUGCAAUAAUCAACAACUGAAAAAUUGUCAAUAAUUCAAGAAGAGGGAAAUUUGUGAAUGAAAGUUUUUGGAAAAGGGGAACGUUAAAAUUUAUAUGGUAUUUUGGGCUCACUGUUUGAUAUUUUACCUAGAAUUUUUUUUCGACGAGACUUGUGUAUUCUCAGAAAUCAAAAAGGUUUUUUUCGACGAUCAGUUUUUUUUAAUAUUUUUUUUGAAAGCUCUUUGAAUUUUUUUCUGAUUUAAGAGCACAACAGAAAUUUCUCCUUUUUGCAUUUCAUUCCUUUUUUUGGGUUUUUUCUAUCAAAGUGGUCUGCAAAAAAACCGCAACUUUCAAAGGUUCUAGAAGUACUAAAAAAUAGCCAAAACUCUGCAGAAAAAACCCUUGAGAGAGUUCAAAUUUCAGGUUUGGAUUCUAUCUGUGAUCAUAUCCGUCCCACCUUUAAUUGGCUGGAACGACUGGUCGUCUCAAAAGUUGAAGGAUCACUGUGAACUAUCCUCAGAGAGGUUAUCUUUUUUUACUCUUUAUAUCGGAAACUCCCCCAUCUCAAGUACUUUGAAAAAGCUUUUUAAAAUUGUUCAUCAGUUUUAUAGGCAGUUCAUUACUUUAAUGGCAACUUUCUUCAAAAAGUCAUCAUUGUAUGAAUUUUCAGAGCCUUUGUCGUUUUCUCAGCAGCCGGCUCAUUUUUUCUUCCUUUGCUGGUGAUGGUCGUUGUCUACGUUAAGAUUUUCAUCAGCGCUCGACAGAGAAUCCGAACCAACAGAGGUGGAUUAGAAAAAAAAGACGAGCUCUGUUAGGAGCAGAGCUGCGCGUGAGCCCGUCCUUAAGCCCUUUAACCUAUGACUUUUGGAGCUUCAAGAGAAUCAUGAGGGUCGCUAACCUAAAAACUUCGUCGCUCACAAGGGACGCCAUUUCGAGGCGAAACAAAAGUUGUUCCUUCGAAAAUCGUCGAACUCCUAGAUGAUGAUUCUCGAAGACCGUUUCAUGAACAAAAUCUUAGUAUUUUGAUGAAAUUUCUCUAAUUUACCUUUUAGCCUGGAGCCGAAAAUUGAGAUCCUUACAACAUUUUUUCCUAAUUUUUUAUAAUUAAUUUCAUGGAGAUUGCAGGAAGAAGCGCAUUGAUGAGGAUACAGACAGCCGAAGGAGAUGAAGAUCGCAAAAUGUCGAUCAAACGGGUCUCAGUGGAGAGCGCUCACACGAGCAGCCGGGUAGGCGAGAAAACUCCGCUGGUCAUCGCCGAAGGCCACACAACUAUCACCACCCUCGCUGCCCAUUCCGUCAGUCUCAAAACUUACGUGCACCUUACUUCUGAGUUUUUUUUUGUUAAUUUUCUGGGCGGCUUCUUGACAAGAAAUCGAUUAUGGUUCAUUUCUUCUUCUCUUUCGAAAUAUUGGUGUAAGCGUUCCGAACCAAGAAGGCUGGUUGGACAAAUAAUGGCUCAGCAACAGUGCGCCCUUCCAAGCAAGAUCAUUUUGCUUUGCGGUUGCAACUUUCCUAAAAGUUGGCGUUUCUUGAUGUACCAGAUGAAGAUCCUGUAAGUCUUAACUUGUACAACUUCUAAAUAAAAAACCAUAAAUAUUCGUUGAAAUGUGCUGCUUUAUGAGCCUUUUUCAGCCAGGAAUAAGAAAAAUAUGAAGGCUGAGCUUUUCAGAAUUUUCAUACUGUAAAUCAAGAAGUGUUUUGGCCCACUUUCCGGAGAUUCCUGACUGCAACGCAAAAUGACCUUUAGUCAGCAAAAAAUUCAUUACAAACUUCAAUAUUUCGUCCUCAUCACGGAGAGAAAUUCUACGUGUGACCAAAGCUUUCGAUUUCUGACGGUUGCUACAAUAUCAAAGAACCUAGUAAAAAGUUUAAGAUCGUUUUGCGAUUUCGAUAUUUUUAUUUUGCUAUACUAGAAGCCUGCAGGGAUACCUAACCUGUGUUCAAAAUUCUGAACUUUUAAAUUUAUUUAAUAAUUUUUCACAUCAAUCAAAAAAACUUGUUUUCAUUCCAAACAAGAUCAAAAUGGUGAUGAAAAUGGCCCUCAUCUUUUUUUCCAAUCCAAGUUUAAAAAAACCAAGAAUUUCAAACGUAACUCUUUUGUACCGGGAACGAAACAUUUACUGGAGGAUACCGUCAAUUUUUAGUUUUUAUUGGAUGCAAAUGUUUCCGAUUUUUCAGGAGAUUUCUCAAGAUAAAUGACUUUUUUGAAACGGUCUAUUGAGGACUCGUUGCUGAAAAUUUCUUUUGACGUUCUUCAAGAACUACUUUUUUUCAUCAUGAAAUUAUAACCUCUUUCCUUAACUUUCUUCUAAGUUUUCCUAUUAACACUAUUCAUGUCAAGAAGCCGUCGUAUCGAAAUUUCACUGCUAGCUACUUCAAACUUUCUAAUGAAAAGGCAUUGGUUAACUAACUUUCGCACAUUUCAAUGCACUUGCACGUCUUUUUGGUACUAACGGGGCACUUCUUCAAAUUUUGAAAAAUUCUUGUGAAUUCUAAAAAGUCCAGGCAUGUGUUUAUCGGAUGUAUGGCCCGUGGCUGAUGGUUCUUUUUUGGAGGUUGAGUUUUUCUUUCAAAUCUACAUUCAGACGGACUGCCCGGUCAAGGAAGAAACGACAAAAAAUAUGAAGUAUCACAACAAUGGAACGAGCAAACAAUCGAAAGAAGAAGAGGUUUUCAUUAUGUUCCUUACAGAAACUUCUCUUUUCUUUCUCUUUAUUUCUCUGUUUUAGUUGAAUGUUUGAAAAAACCGUAGAUUUUGUCAUGCUGCUAUGAUAAACGCAUCGUAUAUAUAUUUCUGUUUGAAUGACUAGGGGAUUAUUUUUAAAAAAAUAUUUUCUUGAGAAAAUUUUCUCGAUGAAUGGAAGGAUUUUUUGAAGAAGAUCGCCGAAAAGUUUUAUGAAUUUUGUUGAGAGAAAAAAAAACUUUAAAAAAAAAAUCCUCUGAUUGCAGGGAAAAAAAUCAGUAUCUAGCGAUUAUAAAAUUUCUGGGAGCUUCAAAGUGAAAAAUUACAAAGAACUAAGGAGAAUUAUUUUCAAACAGUCCUCAAAUAAUUCAAAGAAUUCUUAAUUUACACUUCAAAACUUGUUAUAAAAAAAAUCCAGUAAAAGCGCCCAAAAAAUAAAUUUCUUUCCACAGAAUUUACAGAAUCUGUGAUUUCAGAACCCAACAGCCGUGCUUCGAAAAAGAGAAAAAAUCAGUGUGGCCAAGGAAAAAAGGGCUGCGAAGACGAUCGCCGUCAUCAUUUUCGUAUUUUCCUUCUGUUGGCUGCCGUUUUUUUGCGCAUAUGUCAUCCUGCCGUUCUGCGAAGCCUGUUAUAUCCAUCCAAAGGUUCAUUUCCGAGCUUUGAAGCUUGAUACGUAUUUAUCAGUUAUCCGACUAGCUUGCGGUAAUUUGCACAUUUCCGGGGACGAAGACUUAUCAGCCUGCCUCGGCUAUUUAUAAAGCGUUGUAGGGAUGAUGAUUAUUUCCUUUUUCACUCUUAUUACGUCUGUUCUGAGUUCCAGAAAGAUCUUGCUGACGCAAAAACAGAAUUGAAAGUUUGAUGUAACUCUCAAAGAAAUGCACAAACGAUGGGACAAAAGCUUUUCUUUGUUCAUUCUUCCUUUUGUUUUUUUACGUAACAUUUUUUUGUUUUUCAAAGUUUUCGCAACUUUUUGAUUUUUUUCAGAGAAAAGUUCAAGUUUUUGAAAAUAGAUUUUCAGAAAAAAAUAUUUGAGUAGAUUUUCAGAAACAAAUCCUAGUGCUAAAAUAGAAAAAAAAGCUUGGAUUGCGUUUUCAUUUAAUAUUUCGGCUCUUCCGUACCGUCUCUCAACGUUCCCUCUGAUUUAUUCAUCAUCAUCUUUUAUUCAUUCUGCAAGGAGAACAAAAAAAUGCAAAUUUUCUUUUCCAAUGAAUAUUGCUCAGAUUCAAAUUAGUCAGAAAGGAAUCCUCUUGAUGAACAAUCGUUUUUUUCAGGUGAAUCAGGCGUUCACUUGGCUGGGAUACAUCAAUUCUUCGCUGAACCCGUUUUUGUAUGGGAUUCUGAACCUAGAGUUCCGACGAGCGUUCAAGAAGAUUCUCUGCCCAAAGACGGUUCUCGAACAGCGACGCAGAAGACUCAGUGCUCAACCAUAA
This is a messenger RNA of Caenorhabditis auriculariae, 6734 nucleotides long. The record is from the annotation of a GenBank genome assembly. NCBI's taxonomy places the organism in Eukaryota, Metazoa, Nematoda, Chromadorea, Rhabditida, Rhabditidae.